Daphnia carinata is the source of this 4091-nucleotide messenger RNA. Its product is annotated as F-BAR domain only protein 2-like. The transcript is spliced from 21 exons. Gene Ontology annotation, cellular component: clathrin-coated pit; plasma membrane; cytoplasm. Bases 151 to 3645 code for a protein of 1164 amino acids. The record is from RefSeq and is a predicted model, not a curated record. Lineage: Eukaryota; Metazoa; Arthropoda; Branchiopoda; Diplostraca; Daphniidae. Gene Ontology annotation, biological process: clathrin-dependent endocytosis; clathrin coat assembly.
UUAGUUACAAAGCAACAAGGCACACACUGUACAAGAGAGAGGGGAGUUCCGGAACCCCAAAAAAGCAAAGUCAAAGGGGGAGGGUAGUAGCUUUUUGAAGGGACGUCAACCUUAUCUUUAAUUAAAUAUAAUAUUAUUUAAUUAAUCAUAAUGGUGGAUUUCUGUGAUUAUUUUUGGGGGGAGAGGAACGGUGGCUUUGACGUGUUGUAUCAUAACAUGAAGUAUGGACUCGUUGCAAGCAAAGAAUUGGCGGAAUUCCUCAGAGAAAGAUCUUCUCUGGAGGAAACAUACAGCAAACAGUUAGGCAAAUUAGCCAAACAGUGUGGCUCGUCAACUAGCAUUGCAGCUGCCAAUAGUGCUACCAGUAAUACAAAUGGUGCUCCAAAUGUGGGCCCCCUAUGUACAUUCACGCCUCUGUGGCAAUUACUUAAGACAUCAUGUGAGAAAGUGGCCCAGCUCCAGUUACAGAUGGCUCAAAAGCUGAAUGAAAUGGUCAAAGAUGUUGGCAAAUACAGUGAUGAACUAGCCAGAAAACACAAAGUUGUCAAGGAAUCAGAAAGCAACACAGUCGAAGCAAUCCAGGUUUUGAAUCAAACCAAUGUGGCCUUACAGCGAUCCAAAGAGGCAUAUUUCCAACGAGGAGGUGAAUUGGCCAAAUUACGCAAAGAGGGAUCUACAUCGAACAAGGAUUUGGAACGAGCUGACGCCAAGUUUCGCAAAGCGGCCGAAGAAUACCGGCACUUAGUUGAUAAAUACGCACAAAUGCGGGAGGAUUUCGAAAGAAAAAUGACCGUUUCUUGCAGGCAUUUUCAAGAAGUGGAAGAAGGUCAUCUAAGUCAAAUGCGAAAUUUCCUCAACAGCUAUGUUAACGUCUUGUGUAACAACUACGAAGCGAUGGGCCAGGUUCAUGUCGAUCUUCGACAGCAGUGGGAUGACCUGAGUGUCGAUCGACUCAUGGACAUGUUUGUCGUAUCCAAAAUGACUGGUAUGGAGAAACCGUUACCUGUAGAGUUUGAAGAAUUCCCCUUGGAUAGUGAUCAACAACUCGGAGCGAAUACUCCGAAUCAGCUUCCUGAUUACUUGGAAGAGUGGACAGCUCCAACAUCAACGACGGGCAAGGUUCGAGAAGAUGGUGAGUCCAGGAAGAAGGCGUACAAGAAAUCCAUCAGCACCAAGGAGGAGAAGAAGGAGAAACGAAGCAAACGUGACAGCGAAGACGGUCGAGUCGCCGGCAAACAGGGUUCCCGCCGGGCUACUUCUCUUUUGAACUUAUUCACAUCCUCCUCCUCUUCCUCCCCAAAUGCCCAGGGCAAGGGCAAGGUGAAGGCAGGCAAGGGCCGUCCGCUCAAGGGAGGAGGCGAUCCGGCAGAGGAACCGAUGAGUCCUGUGGACGUGGUGAGCGUCGCCAGCGGGCGGGGUUUGGGCGGCUCGGCUCCUGCCACGCCUACUGAGGCCGAGACGGCCACCAACUCGUCAGCCACCGGAUCCUGGAGCAGGAACUCUUUGCGGGGCUCAAAAUACGAAUCGCCUCCUCGCUCUUCCACAUCGUCCUCCGCCCAAACUUCCAUCUCCGGAUUGGGGAUCGCUUCUUGGACUGCAGGGUUUCUCAAAAGCCGCCGCGACCGCAGAAAGGAGAAAGACAAGGACAAGAGUAAAGUGUCGAAGAAGAAACGCGAUUCAGAUGCAUCCAGUAUCAAAAGCGAUGGGGAGCCGAACUUGACUGGAACCGCAGCGGGUGCCGCCGUCAUUAGCGCCGAAGCAAGAAGCAACAUUUCCAGCGGCAGCGGCAACAUCACAGCUGGAGGCGCGGCUGGAAGUGGCGGCAGUGGUCUCGAUACGAACAGUUUCGGUCGUGAAAAAGAGCGGCAAGAAAAAGAUGAGAGCCCGUUGUACUCGGCUGGCGACACCGCCUCCGAUAGCGCCGUUAAAGUAGACGAUGAGGGCUACACCAUACGGCCGCGGGAUGAAGCAUGGAACGCGGAGAAAACGAGCGGUUUCUACUCGAGUUCCGACGCAGAUUCGGAUGACGAGCCAGAGCGAAAAUUGCAUGUUGAAAUCAAACCUAUUACUAAUGGAGCCAAUCUUCCAAGUGCUACUGUUGAUGAGCUAAAGGCGACCAUUGAGGGAUUCAAUAUCAACACAUCCAUGUUUAACACAGCCUCCCGUAAGAACACUUCGAUGGAUUCCCAUUCGACUUCUCAAUUGAGUAUGGGGAAAUCGAGUAGCGAUUUGGUUGGUCUGAAUCUCUUCCACAGUCCUACCAAUUCCAAUACAUCCACUCCGACUGGUACAGUCGCCCCUGGUCAUCUUUACGGAUCCAUGAUGUCACCUACGAGGACAGGAUCGCCCUCAAAUCGGCAUAAUACAGCAACACCUGCAUGCGCUGGUGAAGAUUUAUUUGAUGAAGUGGGGGAAAUCGUUCCAGCCUUGCCUCCUAAACAGGGAAGAUUGCCAGCCCCCAAUUCCCGAGGCAGUACGCCUACUCUCGGCAGCAUCGCCGUUCCCCGGCCACCUUCUCGGAAAGGAAUGGAGGCCACUGCCAGAUUGGCCGCAGCCAGUCCCCUUACACUUCAGUCGUCACCUGCCCCCAGUGCCAACGCAUUUUCAACUAGCAUGCCACGAGCUGAGUCUGUUCUUAGCCUCGACUUCAGAUCUGGCGUGUCAACCUCACCAACAUCAUUGAGCCGGCCGGGAUCAAGAUCUGCCGGACCGUCACCGCUGACCGUCAGCCUGCCUUCAGGGGGAAGCGCGGGCGCUGUCGAUAGUAUCCCACUUGCAGUAGCAUUCCAAGAAGUUGUUCACGCCUUGUUCCGCGGAACAGACGAGGCGAGGUGCCAAGUGCGGAUCAGCGGGGACAUGAUGCUCUCAUUUCCAGCUGGUUUGGUCCAGUUGAUCAAUGCCCAGCCGAACCACAACAUACCGCCCAUAUCAUUCCGUAUUCGCAAUUUCCAGAAUCUGGAGAACGUCGUUCCCAACAAACAAGUGCUCAACAUGGAACAAGAUCUGAUGAGCGUGGAGCCCUUAUUCCAUUUCAACAUGCCACAGUUAACUUUGCUACUUAAGCGGCAAGCCGAACAGAACCCGUCGGCGUCCUACUUCAACGUCGAUAUCCUCAAGUAUCAAGUCAAAGCCCAAAGUGGGACCGGAUCGGCGCCACUGCACUUGGUGGCCUACUGGAAGUGCGAACCUUCACAGACGGACGUGCGGCUGGACUACAAGUUCAACGCCCACGCCCAAGUGUCGCCGGCCCCGCUGCGCAAUCUCAUGAUUUCCGUGCCCAUCGAAGGAGCUGUGACGGCGAUGCAAGCCAAACCGCAAGGAGAAUGGAUGGGCAACAGCAAUCGCGCUUUGUGGAAGCUGCCGGAAAUGUCGGUAGAGACGGAUGGUGCCAACAACAUGGGCUCGAUACGAGCCCGUUUCAACCUGAGCGGCAGUUCAGGUAGUCCAACGACAAUCACUGCUCACUUUGGCUGCGACGGCUCUACUAUGAGUGGCGCCGAAAUGGAGCUGGUCUCGACGGGAUACCGGACAUCCUUGGUCAAAAGACGUUUCGUAGCCGGCAAAUAUCUUUGCGAAGCCGAGGCCUCAGUUCUUCAAAACAAUCGCUACGCGGCUCCACCGGGCCCGACUUCUACCGAAUGUUGAACAAGGAAUUCAUGGAACCUGUUUGAAGCCAGUCACGAAGGUUCAACCAACUCGCAUGUAAUCGAAUCGGAAGGAACCUUUGUUUUUUAGAAACACAUAUUCUCUUGUAUACACACCUAUUCAAAAACAAAACAAAAAAAAAUGUUGAAACAUUCGGUCUUUCCCGAAUCGACGCUCUUCCUCCCUUUUCAUUCAAAUCUUUUUAAACCAACAAAAAAAAAAAUCAUGAUUAAUAAUAAUAAUAAUAAUAAUAAUAAAGUAACGGGUUUAACCAAUUGUUGUCCUGUUCAGCAGCAAUAGCAGAAAAAAACCAACUGAUUUGCAUGUUGAAUAAUUGUUACAUGUAAAGUUGCCUUACCUUGAAAAGGGCAAGACAUCACUUUAUCUUUCUUAUAUUUGCCCUAGUUCUCUUGUUUCUUCUUACAUUUUCUGGGUCAUAAUACGAU